This is a messenger RNA of Amyelois transitella, 3654 nucleotides long. RefSeq names its product signal peptide peptidase-like 3 (gene SppL). Gene Ontology annotation, molecular function: aspartic endopeptidase activity, intramembrane cleaving. The coding region runs from base 242 to 1426 and encodes 394 amino acids. Lineage: Eukaryota; Metazoa; Arthropoda; Insecta; Lepidoptera; Pyralidae. The transcript is spliced from 10 exons. Gene Ontology annotation, biological process: membrane protein proteolysis. Gene Ontology annotation, cellular component: cytoplasmic side of endoplasmic reticulum membrane; lumenal side of endoplasmic reticulum membrane; Golgi-associated vesicle membrane. The record is from RefSeq and is a predicted model, not a curated record.
GUAUGGCUGUCGAUAGAGCGUAAGAUAGAGGUGUUUUCUCGUAAAUAAGUUGUGUAAAUCAAUUAAUCCAAUGUAUUCUGAAUGGUUUACUUUUAACUUUUAUUAUUAAGCAUGGAAUCGUAAGAUUAAUCAUAUUGUGAUAAUUGGAACAGUCCUUGUAAUUGAGUGCUCAACACUCCCGGUCCUUGGGUCCUCUUGGGAGGCGGCCACCAACUGGCGCGGUUGAUCACGUGGUCUCAAGAUGGCGCAAGUCGGGGCCAACAUGGAGUACCAGGAGUACAAGUGGGCCUACUCAAUUAUGGACUCUUCCAAGGUUUCAGCGUGUCUGAUCUCCAUGCUGCUGAUAGUGUACGGCAGCUUCCGCUCACUCAACAUGGAGCGCGAGGCUCGCGAGCGGGCGGAGAGAGAGCGGGAGGCGACGCUGCUGGGCGGGAACGGAAAACCGGUCACGGCAUCCUGCACUAACAGCAACGUUCAAACCCUAAACACGAUGCAGGCGUUGUGUUUCCCCCUGGGUUCGUCGGUGGCGCUACUGGUCAUGUUUUUCUUCUUCGACUCCAUGCAGACCCUCGUCGCGAUAUGUACUGCCAUAAUAGCGUGCGCGGCGCUGGCGUUCCUGCUGACGCCGCUGUGCCAGUACGUGGCGGGCAGCGCGGGCGUGGGGCGCGGCGCCGUGUGCGGCCGCUACAGCGCGCCCGAGCUGGCCGCCGCGCUGCUGGCCGCCGGCAUCGUCGCCGUGUGGGUGCUCACCGGCCACUGGCUGCUCAUGGACGCCAUGGGCAUGGGGCUAUGCGUGACAUUCAUCGCGUUGAUCCGACUGCCUUCUCUGAAAGUGUCCACGUUGUUGCUCACCGGUCUGCUGCUCUACGACGUGUUCUGGGUGUUCUUCUCGUCCUACAUCUUCACCACCAACGUGAUGGUCAAGGUUGCCACAAGGCCGGCCGAGAACCCGAUGAACGUGGUGGCGCGCCGGCUGCAGCUCGGCGGCGCCAUGCGGGACGCGCCCAAGCUCUCGUUGCCCGCCAAGCUGGUGUUCCCUUCUAUGCAUCAGCAGGGACACUUUUCUAUGCUGGGUCUAGGCGACAUAGUGAUGCCAGGUCUGCUGCUUUGCUUUGUGCUGCGCUACGACGCCUACAAGAAGGCCACGCUGGUCUGCCAAAUGGGACAAGUUCCCGGCCCUCGCUCUAUGGGGUCCCGGCUCACGUACUUCCACUGCUCGCUGCUGGGCUACUUCCUGGGGCUGCUCACGGCCACGGUGUCGGCCGAGGUGUUCAAGGCGGCGCAGCCGGCGCUGCUGUACCUGGUGCCCUUCACCUUGCUGCCGCUGCUCACUAUGGCUUACGUCAAGGGUGAUCUCAGAAGAAUGUGGAGUGAACCGUUCAUGACGCCUCCACCAGGGAAAGGCGGCGCCGACUUCGAUGUGUGACUUUCUACUCUCAACACACACAUACUCUCCGCCUAAGGACCUUCGCCCUCACGCGUCUACUAGAAAACUGUCAGCAAAUGUGUAACUCGAUGUAAUUAUAUGCCGGUUUGAAGAUCGUCAAAAUGGUGGCAAAUUAGGGUAGCUGGGCACAUUUUGUCAAAUGAAAUCUGAAACAAAUUCUACGAAAUUGGCACAGACGAGAUGACAAACCUAUGAGGUAUGGAAUGGUUGAAAAUGAAUAUUUUAUUAUACUACAUAUUUUAAUAAUGCUUCUGCUGCCCUAUUCUGUCCAGAAAGCAAAUUAUGAUUAAAAUCAGUAAUUGACUUGAAACAAUUUUGUACUUUCCGAUCGCUCAUUUUGAUUUUCUCAGAUCCUUGUAAAUAUAAAUACUAAAGUUCUUUAUUUCACUGAGGAAUUAUCUAUUUUAAAGUAAUGCAAAUUUAAUUCAGGAUUUCUGUUUAUGCGAUCUGUACAAGUGCAGGCUUCUGUGAAUUGAUCGCUGUAAUUGGAUGUGAAGUGUAUGUUAGGUUAGAAAUAUGCUUUGGUUUUCUAAUAUUUUAUUUGAAAGUUACACAGGGUAACUUUGAAACCUCUAAAUAUAGCAUCUUAUGCUAAGUAAGGACCAGUGACUCGCACAUAUUAUUAUUUUUACAGGAAUGAUAUUAACUUAAUACUCAGAUGUGGUUAUGUAACCCGCGCCAUUUUACUUUUACGAAUUGAAAAUUACUAUCAUUGUGUGUACGAAGGCUUUCGUCUUAAAUAUGUCAGUGUUAUGAUAAUGUAAACUGCACGCAAACAAAUCGUUAAAUAAUUAUAAAUGCAAGAGAACUUUUUGUAGAGUAUGGUUUCGAUCCAGUGUCCAUGAUAUUUUGGCGCAACUUUAAAAAAAUUAAUGGAAAUUAGACUGGAACUACUGAAAGUGUAUGGUGCCAAAUAAAGUACAUGUAUUGUGGUUCCAACAAUAGUCUUGUUUAUCAGUUCAUCCUGCAAUCAGCCCUUUUGGCUUUAUAAGCAGAUUGAUGGUAUUAUUAUAUAUUUUGUCUCAGACACUGGAGUUGCUUCGUUUGUGAGAGGUGCUAAUGUUUACAUUACUCCUAGUGUCGAUGUUGUUCUCAGGGUGGAAUGGAGGGUUCAGUGCGAACAAAUCAGCAAUCACGAGUAGAACAUAGGAUAAGAACUUUCUGUGAGUCUCAUUUUUAAAAUUUAAGAUAUGAUUCGUACAAAAAUUGUACUUUACCACGAUACUAUAAACUACUUUCGAGUAAACUUGAACCCAUGACAUCAUUUAGUUUAUCAUAAUUUGUUGUCACUGCCUUAGACUGAUGUUUUCAAUGAAGAUUUUUUCUAUAUGUUAAAGUAUUAUAAACAAAUGUUAGUUCUAAAUAGAGUAAGCUACUAACUAUCGUUGUUAUUAUUAUAACAACUGUAUUGUUGUUGUAAAUUAUUUGAUUGAAUUUAAUGAAACAUGUUAAGACACUAUGUUGUAAGAGAUAGAUAUACUUUGUAUGUGUGAUUUGAUUUUUAUAACUUUUUAUAACAUUUUUGAUUUACUUUAUGAAUCAUUACUUUAAUUACGUAGUUUAAUUGGUAAGUUUACGCGUGAAGUUAUGAAUGCAAUUAACCUAUGAACAGUAUUUGUAUUAAUAUUGAAAAAGUGAUAUAAUUUUAUUGACGCUGGAAGAAAAUUGUUUGAACUAUACUUUUUGUAGGUCCUGUUCACACUAAAUGAAAUUGUUUUGGAGUUAUUGGUGGUUAAUAUAAAUCAUGAUAUGGACAAAUACUAUAAAAUUAAUUUUGGUGUAUUUUUUAGAUAUAUAUUUAUAUAUAUAAUAUUAUAUUCAGUCCUAUGCAGGUAUUUUCAUUGAUGUAUAUAAUGACAUAAGAAAAUUAGUUUGUAAAAUGCAAAACAUUGGUCUGUUAUACCAUAUUACAAACAAAUUAUUCAAGAUGUGUUGAAAAGUCUUCAAUUUAUAAAAGAAUAGUAUUUUCAAAAUACACAAUCAUAAAGACAAAAAUGGGGUAAAACAUCACAAAGGAUAUGGUAUAAGCUUCAUAUGUUUGUGUUAAAACUAAUUGGUGUCACAUGAUCUGAAUCACCCAUUUCAAAAAUGUAAAUAUUACUCAUUUCAUUACCUAUCCACAAAGGAAAAAGGCAUUUAAUAUUUUUAUAUGUAUCUGCGAGUGUAAAUUGCUAUCAAAUACUGAAUAAAAAUAUUAGAUGAAAUUA